Molecule: messenger RNA, 980 nt
Organism: Dendroctonus ponderosae (mountain pine beetle)
Lineage: Eukaryota; Metazoa; Arthropoda; Insecta; Coleoptera; Curculionidae
Product: adenylate cyclase type 3-like
Exons: 5
Coding region: 468-980 (170 amino acids)
Biological process (GO): cAMP biosynthetic process; intracellular signal transduction; adenylate cyclase-activating G protein-coupled receptor signaling pathway
Molecular function (GO): adenylate cyclase activity
Source: RefSeq, a predicted model, not a curated record
UUCAGCGUUUAAAAAUGCAGUUUGGUUUUUGAAAAUUGUGAAAUUAAACGAGAAUCAACUAGAAAACUUGUUUCAAGGUCUGUAGCUUUGAAGAAAUCUUCUUUUAUUUAUCCUGCAGGCCUAACUUUUUCAAUUUCCAGAUAUUUUUAUGUUUGAGUUAGUUGAGGUCUAAAAAUGCAGUUUGGAUGCCGCUUGGUUUACCCGAGGGUUCUGAAAAGUUUGCCGCUCAAAAUAACUUUGAUUUAAAGGGUCGCUUUCAACAUUGCUGAGUAGAGGAAUCUUUACUCUAUAAAUCCUGAAGACUCCAUUUUCUCUAACUUUUCAGUAGUUAUUGAGAAUUUUUGAACAAUAACUCCAGGUUUGAGUUUUUCUGGUAAAAUUCUCGUAAGUUUCUUUAAAUGAACUCACGAAGGGCCUAAUUCUUUAACGGAAAAAGUUACAUUUUUAGCGUUUUCUAUGCGAUAUUAAUGUGUUGUUACAGAUUGUCCACUCCAAAAUACAGCUUGAGCUGCGUGACAAUUGGCGUGACAAUUUCCCUCAUCUACCUGGGCCGACAUAUGAACAAAGUCCAGCGAGUGCUUUUCCUUUGGCGUUGCGAAGUCAAAGAGCAACGCCGCUGCGCUGAAGACUUAAAGCGAAGAAACGAAGCGCUGGUUUACAACAUUCUGCCCUCCCAUGUGGCCGCCCAUUUCAUGGGGAACCGCAACCGAAACCACGACGAACUCUAUUCGCAAAGUUACGAGGAAGUCGGUGUUCUGUUCGCUUCCAUGCCUAACUUUUCAGACUUUUACUCCGAAGAGACUGUCAACAAUCAAGGCCUAGAAUGUUUGCGUUUCCUCAACGAAGUGAUUUCGGAUUUUGACGCUCUACUGGAACUUCCUCAGUACUGCGAUAUAAUAAAAAUUAAGACUAUCGGCUCCACCUACAUGGCAGCCAGCGGCCUAAAUCCCUCAAGACUAAUACAGUUUCGGGCCUCGUAA